UCGAUCUUUCGGGUAAAAAAAAAAAAAAGAAAAAGAAAAAGACUCAAAUCAUUAUGAUUUAUAAAUUACGAACAAGCAAGAAAAUUCGCAACGAUCCAAAAGAAGCCUCGAUCGAGCGAUGCCGCCUCCCCACGCCGACGAUGAGCUCUUCCUCCAUCCUCUGCCUUUGCCACCCACCCCCGGCGGCGGAGGCUCCUGGGGCCCUUUCUCCGCCGCCGGCGACUUCGGCACCACCAUGGCUAUCAUCCUCGCCGCCCUCUUCUCAACCGUCCUCCUAGCCUUCUUGCUCGCCGCUGCUGUCCGCCUCCUCCUAGCCCGACGCCGCCCCUCGGAGGAGCAAGUGGACCCCGAGAAAUCGGCGGUGGCGGUGGCGGUGGCGGCGGUGUCGGUGCCGACGACUUUGUUCUCGGCGGCGGGGACACGGCUAGCCGGGGCGGUGGCGGAGUGUGCCAUCUGCCUGACCGAGUUCGCGGAGGGCGACGCGGUACGGGUCCUGCCAGCAUGCAGCCACGGCUUCCACGGGCGGUGCGUCGAGCAGUGGCUGGCGACGAAGGGGUCGUGCCCCACCUGUCGCGCCGCCUGCAGCGUCGGGCAAACCCACGGCCCACCAAUGAAGCCCAAUCCGUCGAGCGAGGUUUAAUUAGAGUGUAAUUAACUACUUAAUUCAAUCCAUUCCAUUUUCAUUUCAG
Zingiber officinale is the source of this 689-nucleotide messenger RNA. RefSeq names its product RING-H2 finger protein ATL79-like. NCBI's taxonomy places the organism in Eukaryota, Viridiplantae, Streptophyta, Magnoliopsida, Zingiberales, Zingiberaceae. The transcript has a single exon. The record is from RefSeq and is a predicted model, not a curated record. The coding region runs from base 119 to 640 and encodes 173 amino acids.